AUGGCCCAUCCCGAUGCUGAGAUCAACUUCGUCAAGGCUGCUGCCAAGGAGAACAUCCUUUAUAUGCCCGCACUGUUUGCGACGCGCACGAUCGAGGAGAUUGCGGCAGAGAAGGCGGAAGGACAGGUCACGUUCCAACAGCUAUACUUGUCUGCUGAGAACGAUACGGAGACGGAGGAGCUUAUCAGAAGGACCGAGGAGUCUGGUGCCAAGGCCAUUGUUUUCACAGUGGAUUCCGCUGCCGAUGGAAACCGGCAUCGUGCUGCCCGGUACGAUGUCGGCUCAGCUGAUUCUUCAUACUCAAGCUUCACAUGGGAGUAUUACGAUAAGCUUGUCAAGAUGACAAAGCUUCCCGUCAUUCUGAAGGGAAUCGGGUCCCUUGCGGAUGCAGAAUUAGCUGCCAAGCACAACGUGCCAGCAAUCAUCUUGUCGAACCAUGGCGGCCGCCAGCUGGAUGGAGCACCAACGUCGCUAGAGGUUGCUAUCGAAAUACACCAGAAGAACCGCGACCUUUUCACGAAGAUGGAAAUCUUCGCAGAUGGUGGCGUUCGAUACGGCUCAGAUGUGCUCAAGCUGCUCGCUCUUGGCGUCAAGGCGGUUGGCCUUGGCCGUCCUUUCAUGUACGCCAACAUCUACGGCCAAGAGGGUGGGGAGCGGCUCAUCCAGCAGCUGAAGAAGGAGAUUGCCUUGGAUGCCGGAAACCUUGGGUGCCCGGACCUUCGAAAGAUCAACGAGGAUUUUGUGGACUGGACGCCCAAGCAGUGCGUGAACUGA
Purpureocillium takamizusanense is the source of this 774-nucleotide messenger RNA. Its product is annotated as L-lactate dehydrogenase (cytochrome). Lineage: Eukaryota; Fungi; Ascomycota; Sordariomycetes; Hypocreales; Ophiocordycipitaceae. Gene Ontology annotation, molecular function: oxidoreductase activity. The record is from RefSeq and is a predicted model, not a curated record. The transcript has 6 exons. The coding region runs from base 1 to 774 and encodes 257 amino acids.